Molecule: messenger RNA, 741 nt
Organism: Nymphaea colorata (pocket water lily)
Lineage: Eukaryota; Viridiplantae; Streptophyta; Magnoliopsida; Nymphaeales; Nymphaeaceae
Product: putative disease resistance protein RGA4
Exons: 2
Coding region: 1-741 (246 amino acids)
Biological process (GO): defense response to other organism
Molecular function (GO): ADP binding
Source: RefSeq, a predicted model, not a curated record
AUGGCAAUUGUAAUCGAUGCAUUUGCAGAAGCAGCCAUUUCUAAUAUGUUCUGGUCUGUAACCAGUUUGUUGAAAGACAAGGUGGACCUCAUCCGGAAUGCCAAAGUCGAGAAGCUCCAGAAAAAGCUGGAAGGCUUGCAGAAGACCAUCAAAAGUGAGCUGUCAAAGAGCAAGUUCUUAUUGGUUUUAGAUGAUGUAUGGGAAUUAGGUUGGUGGAUGGGAGAGGUAGCGGACACCCUAACGGGAGGUGCAAAGGAGAGCAAGAUUUUGAUCACCAGUAGAAAGGUAGAAGUCUCUCAAGGAAUUGGUGAUAAAAUGUAUAAAUUGACAGAAAUGUCUUUGGAUGAAAGAUGGAGCUUGUUUCUGCGUGUGGCAAAGAUACAAGAACAUGAAUUGGAAAGUCACAAUUUCGAAGGUAUUGGGGAGAAAAUAGUGGCAAAGUGUGGUGGGUUGCCACUUGUUGUCCAGAUGGUAGGAUCCUUAAUGCGUACAAAAAGGAUGACAAAAGACGACUGGGAAAGCAUUGACAAGAGUGAGAUAUGGGAAAUACGUAGUAGCAUUCUUCCUGGUGUCAUACUGAACUAUGAUGACUUGCCAGAUUACUUGAAGAGUUGUUUUGUAUAUUGCUGCAUUUAUCCAAUGUAUUAUGACAUACAAAGGGGUAGAUUGGUCAUGCAAUGGAUGGGACAUGGAUUGGUUGAGGAAAAGGAAGGCAUUGAUGUGGAAGUGACUGCUAACUAA